GACAAUACUUUGCUUCGCUGUCUAGAUAGCUAGCUCGUUCGGUUAUUUUACACACAACCACAAACAACAGCUAUCAUCUCACCGAUUCAGCCACCAUUUUUUCAUACGGCGUAAAUAACUUAAAAGUCUACUAUUGUACAUUAUUUCGAAUAUUAGAGCAACCUUUUCUAUAAGCCUAAUGUUUUUAAGCAAGAAACAGGCAUCUGGGUCCCGUUCUUCGACCGUGGUUUAACAAAGCCCGAAUUAGUUCGCAUAGCCCGGGUUGAGCUAGCUCGAGUCCGUACCUGAAAUGGGGUUUCGGUCCACAUCUCGGAUUUAGGUUUCAGACUAUUUACAAACAGACUGUUGUUUAUUCUAACAAAAAGCCAAGAUGAACAUGGCUAAGCAGCGUGCUGCUUAUUUCAGUGCUGCUGAAUUGCAACUUUUAAUGGAAGGAUAUGACGAAGUUAGACAUUUAAUAAAAACCAAAGGGAAUACUAUAGCGGCUGCAAGACUCCGUCAGGAUGCGUGGCGAAAAAUAGCCAGCAAACUAAAUGCAUCCAAUCCUUUGGGACCAAGACGAACGUGGCAGCAGGUGAAGACGAAAUACAAGAACGUCGUUCAAAGUGCAAACAAGAGAAAGGCUGCAUUGAAGAAGAUGGGAUUGGUCCAAACAAAAGAGGAGUACAUAGAUGAAGAGGAGCCACCAAUAGAGAACAAUGUGGACGGUCCUAUCAUAGAGAGCAUAGUUGGUGGCUGCAGCUCUGAUCCAGGAGAUAUGCCUGAUAUGCCUGGCUGCAGCAGUUAUGUCAAAGUGAUUGAGCAUGGAAUCACCCUGAUUCAACCACCGUUAUCAGAUGAAGAGCAGGACUCUGAACCUGUGGAAGAUGUUAAGACUUUAUAUAAGAAGUAUCUCCAAACAGAGAUCAACAACAGAAAGCAGGAAAUGGCAUACAGAGCCUUGAAAAUGCAAAAGGUGGAGAAGGAAAUACAGUUGUUGGACAGAAAGUUGGAUGUAAGCGUAACUGUGGACUUUUGAAUAUGAAUCAUCAGAAGGAAUGAUGUGUACCCUUUAAACUUUUUUGAUGUUUGAAUAAAUAUUUCCUUAGUUCAGAUCAGUUGUGAAAACUGAUAAAUGAGAAGAUUCUUAGUUUUCUAUGCGGUUAAUUACUGCAGUUUUUGGAAAUUAGUGAUUAGUCAAAGGUAUUGUGAAAUGUAUUUAAACUGAACAGGAUGGAACUGCAGCUUUAUAUGGAUCAAGUGCUAUAUGUCACAUUUUUGUGACCACAUCAAAUGAAAUCUACAGAAGUGAUUUUAUAUACACUGAAAUUCUUAGAUCUAAGUGUAGACUGCUGUUUUAAAUGACUUAUGAUGUCAAAUAUGAAUGAAAUGUUUUAACCUGCAAAAAAUGGCAUUCAAUGUAAAGGUCCAAACUUUGAUUUUGCAUUAAAUAAAUAUAAAUAAUACACUAAAAUA
Molecule: messenger RNA, 1455 nt
Organism: Danio rerio (zebrafish)
Lineage: Eukaryota; Metazoa; Chordata; Actinopteri; Cypriniformes; Danionidae
Source: RefSeq, a predicted model, not a curated record